AUGCGUGAUUAUUUCGCGGAACCGCCAAAAUUCGGCGACCGCUUCUUUCGUCAUCGUUAUCGCAUGAGUAAACGGUUGUUUUUAAAGAUUGUUGGUGACAUUGGAGCUCAAUACCCGUAUUUUCAACAACAUACGGACGCAAGGAAUAGACAAGGUUUCUCGCCGAUACAGAAAUGCACGUCGGCAAUCAAGCAACUCUCGACCGGUGAACCAUCGGAUAACUUCGAUGAGUAUUUAUGCAUGGCCGAUCGCACGUCACGCGAAUGUCUUAUCAACUUUUGUGAUGUGGUCAUUAAUAUAUAUGGGCGCGAGUUUUUACGUAGGCCAACGUCCCAUGACAUAGCUAUGAUCCAACAGGCGCAUGAAGCGCGACAUCAUCUUCCCGGGAUGUUUGGUAGUCUUGAUUGUACGCAUGUCGAAUGGAGGUAUUGUCCAAGGAGUUUGAAAGGGCAACACACACGUGGGGAUCAUAAAGUCCCUACGAUCAUGAUUGAGGCUAUCGCUUCACAAGAUUUAUGGAUAUGA
Erigeron canadensis is the source of this 525-nucleotide messenger RNA. RefSeq lists its product as uncharacterized. The record is from RefSeq and is a predicted model, not a curated record. Bases 1 to 525 code for a protein of 174 amino acids. NCBI's taxonomy places the organism in Eukaryota, Viridiplantae, Streptophyta, Magnoliopsida, Asterales, Asteraceae. The transcript has a single exon.